Puccinia graminis f. sp. tritici CRL 75-36-700-3 is the source of this 527-nucleotide messenger RNA. RefSeq lists its product as uncharacterized. Lineage: Eukaryota; Fungi; Basidiomycota; Pucciniomycetes; Pucciniales; Pucciniaceae. Bases 1 to 504 code for a protein of 167 amino acids. The record is from RefSeq and is a predicted model, not a curated record. The transcript is spliced from 4 exons.
AUGGCCUCUAUACACGCCUCAAUCCCCCUUCACAUGACUCGUCAAGUAUCUUUCACAGAUACGUCUUACACAGUCUUAUAUUCCCCCCCUCCAAUACCAAGCACUCUCAACCUUGAAUCCAUCCGUGAAACCCGCUUGUGCCUUGAAAUUCAUGUCGAUUCUCAGUCUUGGGACAUUCUACCUGAUCCCGUCCAUCGACACACACUCUCCCCAAUAAUGACAGGUACUAUGUGCAUUUCCAAGGUUUCACCCCGCAUCGAAGGGUUCUCCUUAAUCAAAGGUCCUGACUUUGGACCAACAUUCGUUCUCCAUGCCUCGCCUUUAGUCAACAAGGAACAUCUGAUGGGCCUCAUCCCCUCCAAUGUCAUCCUUUAUUCAGGAGCGAUUGCAUUUGAGAAAGGCCGGUCCCUCCAUAUCGCCGCCGAAACAAUUGAAUUGUUCCACAAUUACCAAAACCCUCAUACUUACAAUUUAAGAUCAAGAUCCUUCUAUUGGUCGAAAUAAAUCUGUUCCUCUUCCCAAUACCU